This is a messenger RNA of Sciurus carolinensis (gray squirrel), 6075 nucleotides long. It is a transcript of the gene Wwc3, whose product is annotated as WWC family member 3. The coding region runs from base 90 to 3362 and encodes 1090 amino acids. Gene Ontology annotation, biological process: regulation of hippo signaling; cell migration; negative regulation of organ growth. Gene Ontology annotation, molecular function: kinase binding; molecular adaptor activity. Gene Ontology annotation, cellular component: cytoplasm. NCBI's taxonomy places the organism in Eukaryota, Metazoa, Chordata, Mammalia, Rodentia, Sciuridae. The record is from RefSeq and is a predicted model, not a curated record. The transcript is spliced from 22 exons.
CAAAGCCAUUGACCUUUGCCGAUUGUGUUGGGGACGAACUUCCUUUAGGAUGGGAAACUGUAUAUGAUAAACAAAUUGGAAUUUAUUAUAUGGACCACAUAAAUAAGCUUACUCAGAUUGAGGAUCCAAGAGAACAGUGGAGGCGAGAGCAGGAACGGAUGUUGAAGGAGUAUUUAAUUGUAGCCCAGGAGGCUCUCAAUGCCAAGAAAGAAAUAUACCAGAUCAAGCAGCAGCGGUUCGAGCUGGCCCAGGAGGAAUACCAGCAACUGCACAAACUGUGUGAGGACGACAGCCGCUCGUAUGCCAGCUCCUUCUCUGGAUAUUCAACAAAUACAAAGUAUGACCCACACCAAAUUAAAGCAGAAAUAGCAAGUCGUCGGGAUAGGCUUUCCAGAUUAAAACGAGAGCUGACCCAGAUGAAGCAGGAACUACAGUACAAAGAAAAGGGCGUGGAGACCCUGCAAGAGAUUGAUCGGAAGAUGUCAAAUGCUCACACCAACUACAAACUAGAUGAGGCGCAAGCUAUAAUGAGUGAGCUGCGCACCAUCAAGAAAGCCAUUUGUAUGGGUGAGAAGGAGCGGCGGGACCUGAUGCAGAGCCUGGCCAAGCUUACCGAUAGCUUCAAGAACAGCUGCUCUAUUACUGACUCUGUCCAAGAUUUCCCUCACAGUGCAGGCGCACUUGGUGAUUCUGGUGUUCCUCAACAGUUCUGUGAUGCUGGCUCACAGACUGAUACCAUGGGGGAGUUUGUCUUUGAUGAUAAAACAAGACUUGUAGACCGAGUCAGACUUAAUUGGCAGUAUGAGGAAGCCCGAAAGAGGGUCACAAACAUUCAGCAGCAGCUGGCCCAACUUGCUAAUGAGUCGUGGCCAGGCAUGGCUGAGGCUGACAGGGACCGACUGCAGAUCAUCAAAGAGAAGGAGGCCCUGCUUCAAGAGCUACAGCUCAUCAUUCAGCAGUGGAGGUCAGCUGAAGAUGUGGCCAGGCUGGAGGAGGAGAAGAGGCGCUUGGAGGAAGAGAUCCAGCGUGCGCGGGCCACAUCUGCACAAGGAGCCACAGAAAGAAUUCUACUUCAAGAAAAAAGAAAUUGUCUACUUAUGCAGCUGGAAGAAGCUACCCGCUUAACAUCUUAUCUCCAGUCCCAGUUAAAAAGCCUGUCUGCCAGCACCCUGACAGUGUCCUCUGGGAGCAGCCGCGGGUCCCUGGCCUCCAGCCGGGGCUCACUGGCCUCCAGCCGUGGUUCGCUGAGCUCAGUCAGCUUCACCGACAUCUACGGCCUCCCUCAGUACGAGAAGGCCGAUGCCGAGUGCGGCCAGCUUCUACGCUUCGAUCUGAUUCCUUUUGACUCCCUGGGACGUGAUGUCCCCUUCUCAGACCCUCCCGGCCACCCGGGCUUCCACAAGCAGAGGCGGUCCCUGGACACGCCCCAGUCGCUGGCAUCACUGUCCUCCCGCUCCUCCCUGUCCUCUCUGUCGCCCCCCAGCUCACCCUUGGACACGCCUUUCCUCCCGGCCUCGCGGGACUCUCCUCUGGCGCAAUUGGCGGAUGGUUUUGAAGUGCCGGGCCUGGGUGCCCUAGACAGACUGCGAGCCCAGGCCUCUGCUUUAGGGGACGAAGAUUUGCAGGGCACCGCAUUGCUUCAACCACAUGGAUUCUCUGGGGAUGGGGAAGGACCUCGUGAGCGUGGACCCCAACUGGCUGGGGCACCCACCAGUGCAACAGUGACUCUUCGGGAAGACAGUGCCAAGAGAUUGGAGAGGAGAGCACGACGCGUCUCUGCAUGCCUGUCGGAUUACUCGCUAGCCAGUGACAGCGGAGUAUUUGAACCUCUAACCAAAAGGAAUGAAGAUACCGAAGAGUCUGCUUUUGGAGACACAUGUGGUAAUGACGACCCCCAGAUCCAUGUGGGAUUUCUGCAUGACAGUGCCAGCGAAUGUCUUCUUGUGCACGUGCUCCAGCUGAGGAACUUUGCUGGGCUGGUAAUGAAGGAAGACUAUAAAAUCCAUGUCCGCGUCUACUUGCCCCCGCUCGACUCUGGCACCCCCAACACUUACUGCUCGAAGGCUCUGGAAUUCCAAGCCCCGCUGGUGUUUAAUGAAGUGUUCAGAAUCCCUGUGCAUUCCAGCAUGUUGACGUUGAAGUCACUUCAAUUAUAUGUGUGUUCAGUGAAUCCACAGCUGCAGGAAGAACUGCUGGGCAUUGCUCAGAUUAACUUAGCCGACUAUGACAGUUCAGGCGACAUGCAGCUGCGCUGGUACCCUGUGCAGGUCUUCGCCAGCUCGGAGCCACCGAGAUGGAGGGAGAAUGGGCGUGCUGGGGAGAGUGUCUCACGGGACCCCGGGCAUGCCAACUUGGGGAAGACGGAUGCAGUGACAGUGCUGCUGGCUCGAACCACAGCACAGCUGCAAGCUGUGGAGAGAGAGCUGGCGGAGGAGCGGGUGAAGCUGGAGUACACUGAGGAGGAGAUCCUGGAGAUGGAGAGGAAGGAAGAGCAGGCCGAGGCCGUGUCUGAGAGGAGUUGGCAGGCUGACUCGGUUGACAGUGGCUGUAGCAACUGUACCCAGACCAGCCCCCCAUACCCAGAUCCGUGUUGUGUCAGUGUUGACUCCAUCCAUGGACAUACGUUUACUGCCCAGGCAGAUCCUUAUAACCCUGAGAAGCUUCAACCCCCACCUCUUAAGGUCGACAAGGAAACCAACACAGAAGACCUCUUCCCAGAAGAAGCAGUGAGUGUCCUGAAGGAGCGGCCCAGCCGCCGCACCUGUGGGGCACCUUUUGUUCGGAGCAGCACGAUUGUCCGCUCUCAGACCUUCUCACCUGGAGCGCGAAGCCAGUAUGUUUGCAGGCUUUAUCGUAGUGACAGUGACAGUUCAACACUGCCCAGGAAGUCCCCCUUUGUGCGAAAUACUUUGGAAAGACGAACCCUUCGCUAUAAACAGUCCUGCAGGUCUUCCCUGGCAGAGCUCAUGGCCCGCACCUCCCUGGACCUGGAGCUGGAUCUCCAGGCAUCUAGAACUCGGCAGAGGCAGCUGAACGAGGAGAUCUGUGCUCUCCGGGAGCUGAGGCAGAGGUUGGAAGAUGCCCAGCUCCGAGGCCAGACCGACCUUCCUCACUGGGUGCUCCGAGAUGAGCGGUUCCGCAGCCUGCUGAAGGAAGCAGAGAGGCAGACACGACAGACCAAACUUGACUACCAUCAAGAACAAGCAGCUGAGAAGAUGCUGAAGAAGGCCUCCAAAGAGAUCUAUCAGUUGCGUGGGCAAAACCACAAAGAGCCCAUCCAAGUGCAGACCUUCAGGGAGAAGAUAGCAUUUUUUACAAGACCAAGGAUUAACAUACCUCCUCUCCCAGCCGACGACGUUUGAUGUAGUGCGUUGUGCACAUGAAGUAUUUAUCUGCCUGUUUUAUUUUCAUGAAGUUCUUAGAUUAGCUAAAUUUGUCCUUAAAAUAUUUGUGCAAAGCUAUUAAUAUACACAUUUUGUAAAAAAACAUAUAUCUAUACAUAUAUAUUUUAUAAUAGUGACGGCAACAGGGCUUGGUUUUUCCUUGUUGUGAAUUUGACAUCUCUGAAGACAGGUUAUUUUAUAAAAGAUCAACUAUCAUGUUAAGAGUGUACAGUUUUUACACUGUUUUAUUUGACUUAAAGGCUGGAAGACAGAAACGAAGUGAGUUCAGGCAAAUUCACUGUAUUGUAAUUUAUUUAUAGUACUUUUUUCCUUGAAGGAAAAUACUGACUUUAAGAUGUAUUUUAAGACUGAAAUUUUGUUCUUCAGUAUUUGUCAUACAGUAGAAUGGAACUUGGGGCCGGUUUUGUUUCUGACACCCGAAACGCAAACACUAUGUGCUAAAUUUGUCACUUGUAUCAGUUUCUGAUAGGUGCAUUUACCAUGUAUAUUGUACACUUUCACUCUUUUUGUGUUAUGUUAAAAUAUCAACUGCAGUGGUUCAGUUGUAAUUCACAAGCCAUGUAUGCGUCGCAGGGCUCAGUGUCCAUUGUGUGCUGUGCACUGAUCGCUUCUCAUUGCUGUGUUGUCGUCUAAUGCAUCUUUCUGUGCUUACCACAAGUCUGAAGCCGGCAACAGAGCCUCCGGCAUCCCAGGUUUCAGCCUGCCUGUCCACAGUGGCCGUCCACACUGCCUACACUCAUCAGACCAUGUAUAGCCCUGCCUUUCCCACCCUUAGUGUGAUUCUAAAGCAGGAGGGUGGGGUGGCUCCUGCCCUGCUGCUGUUUUGCGAAGGAAAGUGAAGGGUACCUUGGAAUGCAUGUUUUUAGUGAAGCUGAGGUGGAUGCAGCAGUUAUGGCAUAGGCAUAACCUAGAAGGUGCUUCUUUGUGGAGAGAAGAACGUGUGAGUAACUAGAAUUACCCAGUGAGUCUUUUACAGGAGAGUAUUUGAGUUAAAUCAGAAUGCCCCCCUUAUUGGAAUCUACCCAAUAUUCCCCACAAGAUCUUAGAACUAGCUCAUGAGGAAAAAAAAUUAAUAAGAAUAUAAAAAUAAGCCAUUAGUCUUUUAAAUGCUAAAUGAUAUAAGUAGUUUGCCUAGUACAUAUUUAUUAUAUGUGAAAUGCACUCUCCUUCCUGAGGCCUCAGAUAAGUACACAAGUUCGGUCGCAGGAAAUGUCAAAGAAAGCAGAACUUUCUUUUCCUAGAUUUUUCUUCCCCUCCCUUGAAAAUAUCCCUUUUAAUCAGGUCUCUCUUCUCAUCAGUCUAUAACUUACCCCCUUAUGUAACCCAUUUUCCUUUACAUUUAUUAAAAAUUAAUUUUGUAAAAGCAUUUCAUUCACACGCGACCAAUCACAGACAAUGGAGUUUGUCAGUGGUGGUAAGACUGAAAACUUUAUGCUUUUCACUGUUGUCAUCUCUUGCUAUGUAUUCCUGCUUCUAGUCUUGCUUUUUUGGUUUUUGCUUUUUUUUUUUUUUUUUUUUUGCCAAUUCCUUUUUGUACGAAUCCACAACAGAGGUAGAGAUUGCAAGCUUUGGUCCUUAUGAGAAUUGCCAUUCGGCAGACAGCAUUGCUGGGCAGGCCCUCUUUCUGUGCCCCUAAGCUGUUGAAACUUUAAACUCCAAUCAGGAGCCACCUGCUCCUGGAUACUGGGGUCUGCACAGGGCAGAUCACUCAAGUCUCACCUGCAUAGUUCCCUCCACAUGGAGACAGUGCCCUGGACACAGGUACUACAUGCCACUUCUUAGCAACUGCCCCAGGAAGCUCUUUCUAAACUGGUCAGUGGAUUGAGACAAUUUUUCUGCCAACCCCUAUUAAGUAAUAGUACCAAUGUGGGGAAAACCCAUAGGGCCAAUAUAGAAAGCCCCCAGCCAAGUGUUUUCAACUAAGUGUCAUUGCCCAGUUGAUACAGAUUUCCAUGUGAGUGCUUCCCUCCUACUCUCAAGGUUUUUUUUUUUUUUUUAAAGAAUUUGCCCCACAAGAAACAAAUGCAGCCCCUGCUUUGAUGUCAGUCCAAGGAGCACUUGUGUCUGACAUCCUUCUGUCUCACCUCUCUCUGCCUCCCUAUCUGUUGUGUCUUCUUUUGCAUCUGGAGGGAACUGUACCAAGGAAAGAAAAUCGGAACUAAUGAAGGCGAGAUGAGCAGUUGUGUGAGAGACUGGUCCUAUCAGUCAGGAGGACAAGGAACGUCCUCAUUGUUUCUCAUUCAUGAUGUGGCUUGCUAGCAUCCAGUUAGUUACAACUGCCAGGCCCAGAAAAUGUAGCAAGUCAGACAUGUGAAGUGUUAUCAGCUUAGGGGUAUUUUCAUCUGCUGUUUAAAUUGGUGCAUAUACAGGGCCUUCUCAGAAAGAAAACUCUGCCAUGUUUUAUGAGCAGUUCUGGUCUAGAAAUGAUCAGAAUUCUGCCAUUAGGGUUUGUAGAAAUAGCACUGCGUGUAAAAGGGAAUUUGGUUUUUCAAUAUCUAAUCACUGCAUUGUCAGGCUUUGGUUGAUAAUUGCUGAAAUAAGUAACCUUCUGUUGUGGGAAUAAAUUAUAAUCAGUAUUCAUCUCUUUGUUUUUGUCACCAUUCUCUCUGAUUGUGUCAUUUGUAUUGUUUGAAAGUAUUUCUUCUAUAAAAUUAAACUAACCUGCCUUAAG